Messenger RNA from Myotis daubentonii (Daubenton's bat), 1181 nucleotides. It is a transcript of the gene TEX12, whose product is annotated as testis expressed 12. NCBI's taxonomy places the organism in Eukaryota, Metazoa, Chordata, Mammalia, Chiroptera, Vespertilionidae. Gene Ontology annotation, biological process: synaptonemal complex assembly. Gene Ontology annotation, cellular component: central element. The record is from RefSeq and is a predicted model, not a curated record.
CAGUAAUUACCGUUUUGAAAGUUCAGGGAGUAUGGUAAUCAGUUUUGAAAGACUGCCCAAACAGCAGUUGGUAGGAUGACUUAGAGAAAGGAGAGAUUGUGAAGUUUAGCUCUUGCCUCCAGGUUAUGAUGGCAAAUCACCUUGUAAAACCUGAUACUAGAAAUUGCAAGAGACCAAGAGAGUUGGAGCCUCAAGUGCCAGAUAGUCCACAACUGUCCUCUCUUAGAAAAUCAGAUUCCUCUUUCUUUGAAAGCUCUGGACUAUUUGAUAAAGAUGAAUCCCUGGAGAAAGAUUUGAAUGAUAUGAGCAAGGAAAUUAAUCUAAUGUUGUCUACAUAUGCAAAGAUUUUAAGUGAGAGAGCAGCAGUAGAUGCUUCUUAUGUCGACGAGAUAGAAGGACUCUUCAAAGAAGCCAAUACUAUUGAAAACUUUCUAGUACAAAAAAGAGAGCUCCUGAGACAGAGAUUUACAGUUAUUGCAAAUACACUACACAGUUAAAAGUUGUGUACUUAAAAUAAGCUGAUAAUUUAAACCCAUUAUUGUUGUAAGGAUAGAAUGACAUUUGUGCUCUGAAAGCUGUAGAAAAUGUAUACCUUAAACAUAGAAGGGGAAACACUUUGAAUUUCUUUUCUAGACUUAAAGGGAGCUUUAAACUGGAUAUUAAUAUGUUUUCUUUUGAGGGUCAACUCUUUGGUGUAGUUUAUAAAAGUGUAAGUUAUUUAAAUUAUUAUUGAUUCUUUUUUUUUUUUUGAACUCCUAGUCUUCAACUUCUAAAAGAGGAUGCAAUGAGUUAAUUUGAUAAUGUUUAACAAUAUUGUACUUUUUUUGGGAAUAUUUUAUUUAAGUAGAAGAUGGCAUUGGAGAUAGUUUUAAAAUGUUUUUCAUGGUUAGUAUUAUAAAAAAAAUUAAAACCUAAAUGUGAUUUGUCCAGUUUCUCAAUAUGUAGAAAACUAUAUGUGCUCUUGCUAUUUAAAAUAAUCAUUUGAUUAUUUCACUAUUAGUUAUUAUACAUGAUUAAUAAAAGUUUUUUUGUUUAAAAUUAUUUUCUUGUACUAAAAUAAAAACCAGAAAUAACCAGACCUUAUAUGAGUUGGCUUUUUUAAAAAAGUAAUUUUAUUGAUUUUUUACAGAGAGGAAGGAAGAGGGAUAGAGAGUAAGAAAUAUCGAUCAGCUGCCUCCUGC